Trichechus manatus latirostris (Florida manatee) is the source of this 1025-nucleotide messenger RNA. RefSeq names its product cerebral dopamine neurotrophic factor (gene CDNF). The record is from RefSeq and is a predicted model, not a curated record. Gene Ontology annotation, biological process: dopaminergic neuron differentiation; neuron projection development. Gene Ontology annotation, cellular component: endoplasmic reticulum. NCBI's taxonomy places the organism in Eukaryota, Metazoa, Chordata, Mammalia, Sirenia, Trichechidae. The transcript has 4 exons. Bases 29 to 592 code for a protein of 187 amino acids.
GCGGAGGCGUUGGAACUGCUGGAGCAGCAUGUGGUGCGCGAGCCCAGUAGCAAUGAUGGCCUUUUGCGCCGGGCUUUUGGUCCCUAAUUCCGUGCCGGCGCAGGGCCAGGAGGCUCCGGGACGCCACGGGGCCGACUGUGAAGUGUGUAAAGAAUUCUUGAACCGAUUCUACAACUCCUUGAUAGCCAAAGGAGUUAACUUUUCUCUGGACAUCAUAGAAAAAGAAUUGAUCAGCUUUUGCUUGGAUGUCAAAGGAAAAGAAAACCGCCUGUGCUAUUAUCUAGGAGCAACGGAAGACGCAGCGGCAAAGAUCCUAAGUGAAGUCACUCGCCCAAUGAGUGUGCAUAUGCCUGCCAGGAAGAUUUGUGAGAAGCUGAGGAAGAUAGACAGUCAGAUCUGUGAGCUGAAAUAUGAAAAGAAAUUGGACUUGGCAUCUGUUGACCUGUCGAAGAUGAGAGUGGCAGAGCUGAAACAGAUACUGUAUAGCUGGGGAGAAGAGUGCAGGGCCUGCAUAGAAAAAACAGACUACGUGAAUCUGAUUAAAGAACUGGCACCCAAGCAUGCAGCGACACACCCCAAAACAGAGCUCUGACUUGCAGAUGCCGGCUCACCGUUGAUUGUAAUGAGAAAGAAACGACUCCCUAGGGUAUGGAUACACUGGCUGAGGAUAACUGGGAGCUGCGCUAUGCAUGGUCUCAUACUUUUUGUCUUGAUAUUAUACCUCAGAAGUGGUCACCUGAGUUUAUGAGUAACACUGCUGAUAUCAGUGAUCUCUUAUAGUUGUAGUAUACCAAAAUCUCAAAGUGCCUUUUUCAUGAUUUUCUUGUAAGGAUUAUGUAAGUAAUCAUUGCCUAUCUCCUAAAAUUGGGGAAAAUGAACUGAAAAAUUCAUGGAGUAAAUUGGUUCUGAAAGGGAUGAGAGUGUUCAUAGACCCCGCUCUGUGCACUAACUUGUGUGUGUGUGUGAAAAGCCAUAAAACUUUAUUAAGACAAUAAAGAAGAUCCAGAUGAGUGGAUAGAUAUAUC